UUUCUUUUCUGGACGGAGCUCCUGAGGAGCCUGAAGUCGACGAGGUAGAGGAGGAUCUUGAGGAGCAGCAGGAACGCGAGCACGAUGCAAUGCAAAUUGAUCGGAUCGCUUCUCCGGACGGGGGCGCGAAACGCAAACUAGACGGCGAUGCACCGGAAUCCCGGACGGCCCAUGAGAUACCGCCGAAAAAACCACGUCUAGCGUCUCCAAAGCCGGUGGUCGUAGACGAGUUCGAGACGGAGGCGAAGCGCGAGGUUGACGCCAGUGCGGGGUUGACGGGUGCUAGUGUUGAGGAGGGAUCGCGGCUUGAGUUGCGGCACCAAGUCAGGCAUCAAGUUGCUGUGCCCCCAGGAUAUCCCUACGUUCCCAUUUCACAACAUGUCCCACCCGCCAAGCCUGCCCGGACCUACAAAUUCACGCUGGAUCCUUUCCAGCAGGUCUCGGUGCACGCGAUACAGAGAAACGAGAGUGUACUCGUCUCGGCCCACACUAGUGCGGGGAAGACAGUUGUUGCCGAGUACGCGAUCGCACAGUGUUUGGAGAGGAAGCAGAGGGUUAUAUACACCAGUCCUAUAAAGGCGCUCAGUAACCAGAAAUACCGUGAAAUGCUUGCGGAAUUUGGGGACGUGGGGCUUAUGACGGGCGACGUGACCAUCAAUCCUUCCGCAACCUGUCUUGUUAUGACCACCGAAAUUCUGCGUUCGAUGCUUUACCGUGGCUCCGAGAUAAUGCGUGAAGUAGCAUGGGUCAUCUUCGACGAAAUUCACUAUAUGCGCGACAAGGAGCGAGGUGUCGUCUGGGAGGAAACGAUCAUCUUACUUCCGCACUCCGUCCGAUAUGUUUUCCUAUCCGCCACGAUACCGAAUGCGAUGCAGUUCGCUGAGUGGAUUGCGAAGAGCCAUGAACAACCCUGUCACGUAGUCUACACAGACUUCCGACCUACACCGUUACAACACUACCUAUUCCCGGCGGGCGGCGAGGGCAUAUAUCUCGUGGUGAACGAGAAAGGCGAGUUCAGGGAGGACAAUUUUAGCAAGGCCAUGGGCACGUUGGCCGAAAAGCAGGGCGAGGAUCCAGCAGACCCGAAGAGUGGCGGAAAAGGCAGGAAGGGAAAGACGAAGAAAGGUGGAGACAAGAAAGGGCCUUCGGAUAUCUCAAAGAUCAUCAAGAUGAUCAUGCUGAAGAACUACAACCCGGUCAUCAUCUUCGCAUUCAGCAAGCGCGAAUGUGAGGCUCUCGCGCUGCAGCUGAGCAAACAGGAGUUCAACACCCAGGACGAGCAGGACCUAGUGACAAAUAUCUUCAAUAACGCCAUCGAGAACCUUGCGCCCGCCGAUCGCUCCCUUCCGCAGAUCACCAAUUUAUUACCUUUGCUCAAGCGAGGAAUCGGUAUCCAUCACGGAGGCCUGUUGCCCAUCCUCAAGGAAGUGAUUGAGAUUCUCUUUCAAGAGGGUCUGAUCAAGGCGCUCUUCGCCACCGAAACGUUCUCCAUCGGCUUGAACAUGCCCGCGAAGACGGUCGUUUUCACCGCAACACGCAAGUUCGACGGGCGUGAAUUUCGGGAUUUGUCGUCUGGAGAGUAUAUCCAAAUGUCGGGUCGCGCGGGUCGACGAGGUCUCGACGAUCGCGGUGUGGUCAUCAUGAUGUGCGACGAGAAGCUCGAGCCUGCGGCGGCGAAGAACAUGAUCAAAGGCGAGGCCGACAGGCUCGAUUCGGCGUUCCAUCUGGGGUACAACAUGGUGCUGAACUUGAUGAAGGUCGAGGGCAUCAGCCCGGAGUUCAUGCUCGAGCGGUGUUUCUUCCAAUUCCAGAACCAGGCAGGUGUUCCGAUGUUGGAAGAUCAACUGAAGAAGGAAGAAGAAGCGAGAGACGCAAUUGUGGUGGAGGAUGAGAAGGCCAUUGCCGAAUACUACCAGUGUAGGCAGCAGCUUGACCAGAUGUCAGCCGACUUCCGGGAGGUAGUCACGCAUCCUACGUACAGUCUACCAUUCCUCCAGCCUGGGCGAUUGGUCAAGGUCAAACACAAAGACCUCGAUUUCGGUUGGGGAAUCAUCAUAAACUAUCAAAAGCGUCUCCCGCCCAAGAACCGACCAAUGCCCAAAUCCGAAGAAAUUCCUCCGCACGAGCAGUACAUCCUGGACGUGCUUCUCAAUUGCGCUACUGGCUCUGCCUCCUCCCUCCCUAAAGACAAGUCCUCCGUCACCACCUCUACUCCCGGAGGAAUUCGGCCCUGUAAAUCCGGCGAGAAGAGUGAAGCGCUCGUUGUGCCCGUCCUCCUCAGCACCAUCGACGCGAUUAGCCACUUGCGCAUAUACCUACCAAAGGACUUACGCCAGCCUCAGGCAAGGGAGACCACUUGGAAAAGCGUGUUGGAGGUGCAGAAGCGGUUUCCAGACGGUAUCCCGCUGCUGGAUCCAGUGGAGAACAUGAAGAUUGACGACGCCAAGUUCAUGGAACUCAUCAAGAAAAUCGACACGCUCGAGAAAAAGAUGUUUUCAAGCCCACUCCACAAGGAUCCGCGGUUACCCCAGCUCUACUCGGCGUAUGCCAAGAAGGAGGAAGCCCGAGAGCGGAUACGUGCCCUCAAGAAGCGCAUACAGGCGACGAACGACGUGCUGCAACUGGAGGAGCUCAAGUGCCGCAAACGGGUGCUGCGCAGGCUAGGGUUCACGAACUCGGCCGAUAUCGUGGACAUGAAAGGACGUGUUGCUUGCGAGAUCAGCACUGGGGACGAGUUACUCCUGACGGAGCUCAUCUUCAACGGUGUCUUCAACCCGCUGUCUCCUGAGCAGUGCGCCGGACUGCUCAGCUGUUUUGUCUUCACUGAAAAGAGCGAACAAGUGACGAAGUUGAAGGAAGAGUUGGCCGCGCCGUUGCGUGUCAUGCAGGAGAUCGCGAGACGGAUAGCUAAAGUGUCACAAGAGUCCAAGCUUCCCGUGGUCGAAGACGAAUACGUUUCUUCCUUCAAGGUCGAGCUAAUGGAUGCCGUAGUGCAGUGGUGCCGGGGCGCGUCGUUCUCGGACAUCCUGAAGCUAACGGACCAAUUCGAAGGCAGCUUGAUCCGAGUGUUCAGGCGCCUACAGGAGCUGCUGCGCCAGAUGAACCAGGCCGCCAAGGUCAUCGGGAACACCGAGCUCCAAGAAAAGUUCGACAAGGCAUCCGAGAUGCUCGAACGCCCGAAUUCAGUCAUAUUCUGCUCGUCAUUGUAUUUGUAGACCAUUUCUCACGGAUAUCAUCGUGUAUGCUCGGGCCAGGACGUGAGGGCCUGGCGCACAACAGGCUGUAUGCAUCUAGGGGGGACUCAAGGCAUAAAUGGGCAUGUGUAAACAGCGCAUUCCUCG
Messenger RNA from Punctularia strigosozonata HHB-11173 SS5, 3341 nucleotides. Its product is annotated as antiviral helicase. The transcript has 10 exons. The record is from RefSeq and is a predicted model, not a curated record. Gene Ontology annotation, cellular component: nucleus. The coding region runs from base 90 to 3215 and encodes 1041 amino acids. Gene Ontology annotation, biological process: maturation of 5.8S rRNA; RNA catabolic process. Lineage: Eukaryota; Fungi; Basidiomycota; Agaricomycetes; Corticiales; Punctulariaceae. Gene Ontology annotation, molecular function: RNA binding; RNA helicase activity; ATP binding.